AGGCUCACACCCCCAGGCUCACACCCCCAGGAUCACACCCCAGGAUCACACCCCAGGAUCACACCCCAGGAUCACACCCCAGGAUCACACCCCAGGCUCUCACCCCCAGGCUCCAGGGCGGGCAGAUCCACAGGGCCUCAGGGUCCCUGCGCUACUGCUCUUACCGCUCUUGCCUGUGCCUUGUCCACGUGUCCAUGCUGUGGCGUGGUCAGGAGAGCCUCUGGGAAUUGCCGACCAGGUUUGGGAAAGCAUAUCCGUUCCCUCCAUUCUGGAACCCUAGGUCAGCACCCUGGAGCCGCCGGUGGCCCGUGUCAGGACCGGGGGCCCUGGCAGCCAGCCCCAGGGUGCAGCGCAGGCUCCUCCACACACAGCCUCGGCUUGACUCGCCUGCUCGUGCCUUCCAGAGAUGUGGAAUACAAGGAGCUCCAGCUGUCUGUGGACCAGGUGUCCACCUGUAAGUCUCAGGACUCCUGGAGAACCCCCGUGUCUACCUCACACGAGACCAGAAAGCCAGCGAAACCCAAAAGCUCGAAGAUGAAGACGAAGCUCAGAAUAAGCCCAUACCCCACACAGCAGUACGGCUCAUUCCAGAUGGACAGACUGGAGUGUGGCCAAGUGGGGACCUGGAGAGGCAGCCCCCCCCCAAGUUCGGGACCUCCGGAGCAGCACCUCCACGCGGACGGCGGUGACCUCUUGUACGGGCCUCCCUACGGCCUCCCGUUCUCCUACCACUAUGGACACUUCCCUCUGGACCCCCCCGUCUUCAGCAGCAAGAAGCCAGGACUGCCCACCAAGUUCGGGCAGCCCCAAGGACCCCCGUGUGAGGUGGCACGCUUUUUCCUGAGCACGCUGCCAGCCAGCAGCGAGUGCCAGUGGCGUUACGCCAACCCCCUCGUGCCCAGCAGCCCAUCGCCAGCGAAAAGCCUUUCCGAGCCUCUUGUGAGUGCCGGCCGGCAUGGACAUGUGCCAAACUAUGAAGCGCCCAGGUUCGGCGACGACCCGGCCGCGCCCAGCUUCCCGAGCUGCGGCCACUACCGCGAGGAGCCGGCGCCGGGCCCCGCCAGGGCGGCGCGCCAGGCGCCCCGGGACACAGCCCGGCCGCUGCCCCGGGGGCCCCCCGAGUGCUGCGCGCCCCCC
This is a messenger RNA of Psammomys obesus (fat sand rat), 1137 nucleotides long. RefSeq names its product single-minded homolog 2-like. The record is from RefSeq and is a predicted model, not a curated record. Gene Ontology annotation, molecular function: DNA binding; DNA-binding transcription factor activity. Gene Ontology annotation, biological process: regulation of DNA-templated transcription. Lineage: Eukaryota; Metazoa; Chordata; Mammalia; Rodentia; Muridae. The annotation marks the transcript as partial. The transcript is spliced from 3 exons.